This is a messenger RNA of Danio aesculapii, 1894 nucleotides long. RefSeq names its product histone deacetylase 8 (gene hdac8). Gene Ontology annotation, molecular function: histone deacetylase activity. NCBI's taxonomy places the organism in Eukaryota, Metazoa, Chordata, Actinopteri, Cypriniformes, Danionidae. Bases 92 to 1228 code for a protein of 378 amino acids. The record is from RefSeq and is a predicted model, not a curated record. The transcript has 11 exons.
GUAACGUUCAUUCAUUGCGAGGACAGCCAGAGCUGACUGCAGGGCUGUGUAUCUGUUUAUGUGGUGUUUUGAUUUUAAUAGUUUUAUUUAAAUGAGUGAAAAAGGCGACAACAAUGAUGAUAAAAGCAGAACUCGCAACGUGGUGUAUGUUUACAGUCCGGAAUACAUACAGACAUGUGACUCACUGUCUAAAGUGCCAAACCGGGCGAGCAUGGUGCAUUCACUGAUUGAGGCGUAUGGCUUAUUGAAAUACAUGAGGGUCGUGAAGCCUCACGUGGCUUCAAUAGAAGAGAUGGCUGUGUUUCAUACAGACUCAUACCUGCAGCACCUGCACAAGAUCAGCCAGGACGGGGACAAUGAUGACCCUCAGUCUGCUGACUUUGGACUGGGUUAUGACUGUCCGGUGGUGGAGGGUAUUUUUGAUUACGCGGCUGCCGUUGGAGGAGCCACUCUGACUGCUGCCCAGAAUCUGCUGGAUGGAAAGUGUGAUGUGGCUAUCAACUGGGCCGGAGGGUGGCAUCACGCCAAGAAGGACGAGGCAUCUGGCUUCUGUUAUGUGAAUGACGCGGUUCUUGGAAUCCUCAAACUUCGGGAGAAGUAUGACAGAGUUCUCUAUGUGGAUGUGGACCUUCACCAUGGAGAUGGUGUGGAGGAUGCUUUCAGCUUCACCUCUAAAGUAAUGACAGUGUCUCUGCACAAGUUCUCCCCUGGCUUCUUCCCAGGCACAGGUGAUGUGACUGACACCGGACUGGGUAAAGGACGCUGGUAUGCUGUUAACGUCCCCUUUGAAGAUGGUGUCCGUGAUGAUCGGUACUGCCAGACAUUCACCAGUGUGAUGCAGGAAGUCAAAGCUCUGUUUAACCCUGAAGCAGUUGUGAUGCAACUGGGAGCAGACACCAUGGCUGGUGACCCUAUGUGCUCCUUUAAUAUGACUCCUGUUGGAGUCGCAAAGUGUCUAAACUAUAUACUUGGCUGGGAGUUACCUACUGUGCUACUAGGAGGAGGCGGCUAUAACCUUGCCAAUACUGCCCGCUGCUGGACCUAUCUAACUGGGACCGUCCUGGGACAGACUCUGUCUUCUGAGAUCCCAGACCAUGAGUUCUUCACUGAAUAUGGCCCAGAUUAUUCCCUGGAGAUCAGCCCAAGCUGUCGACCCGACCGCAACGAGAGUCAGCAUCUGGAGCGGGUCAUCAGCACCAUCAAAGGGAAUCUGAAGAAUGUAGUUUAGGAUCGAGUCCACAGCUCAUGUUUCAAAAUCAGGCCCUGCUCCUCUAAUGAAGACAGUAUGUCAGAGUCAUCGCCUGAGGGGAGCUUGGAAAACAUUACUUUAAUGUUUCCAGGGAACAUUUUUUUAAAUGGCGUGAUGGGCCAGCGUUGCCACAGUUUAUUCAAUGUUGGAUCUAUUUUUUAUAAAAAUCCAAAGGUGUUUUUGGAUGAAGCGCAACAUAUUUUAUGUGCGGUAUGUCAAAAACAACAUGUUUGUUUGUCUCUCUUCAUGUUUUAAACUUGUUGGGAUCAUCUGCAAAUGAGAAUUGAUAAAAAGCAGAUUUGGUGUCUGAUGAUGGUGUCUUGUCAUAGAUGCUUUCCAGAAAUGUGUCCAAAAUGGUUCAGAUGAAAAGAACUUGGCAAGUCACUCAGAUUUUUUACGGUUUGGCUGCAAAUGAUAUUUUAUAACUUUUAACUGCAAUGUUUUGUCCACUUAUGGAUCAGAUAUAUGAAAUUGAAUGGGCAGACUGACCAAAGCCCGAGUGAUCUUGGCCACUUUGAGUGUUUUAUUUUGUGUUGGCAUGUUUAUUUCCUUCAGAGUCAGAAGUUGAAGAUGUUUUCAAGCUGUCUGUCAAAUGUUCCUUUUUGUAUAAAUGCUUUUCUGUUAUUAAAAUCCAAAAAACAAAAA